AUGUCAGAUGUUGCCUCAAGUGCUCCAGCUUUAUCUGCUUCUAAUGCAGCUCCUGCUGAUAAUUCAAACAAUAUCAACAAUGAUGACUACUUAUCCCAAGAAGAAGAAGUUUUUGAUGGUAAUGAUAUUGAGAACAACGAAACCAAGGUUUAUGAAGAAUCAUUGGAUUUGGAUUUAAGUCGUAGUAAAAGGCAAGUUUGGUUAGUCCGUUUGCCAAUGUUUUUGGCUGAGAAAUGGAGAGAUAGAACUAACUUGCAUGGUCAAGAUUUGGGUAAAAUUAAAAUUAACCAAAAUGGAAGUAAAAUCAAAUUAAUAUUAAAUGAAAAUGAUGACGAUUCUAUUCCUCAUGAAUAUGAUAUAGAAUUGACCAAGAAGAUUGUUGAGAAUGAAUUUAUAUUUACAGAACAGAAUUUGAAAAAAUACCAACAGCAUCAACGAGAAUUAGAGGCUGAUCCAGAAAAGCAAAGACAAGCUUACUUGAAGAAACAAGAAAGAGAAGAAGAAUUAAAGAAGAAACAACAGCAGAUCAAGAGAAGAAACAAUAGAAGGAAAUUUAAUCAUAGAGUUAUGACCGAUAGAGAUGGUAGAGAUAGAUAUAUCCCAUAUGUGAAGACUAUUCCUAAGAAAACAUCAAUAACCGGCACAGUUUGCCACGAAUGUCAAGUCAUGCCAUCUAUGAAUGAUCCAAACUACCAUAAGAUUGUUGAACAAAGAAGAAACAUAGUUAAGCGUAACAACAAAGAAACAAUUACAACAUUAGAUGAAACUGUCGGUGUUACCAUGAGCCAUACAGGUAUGUCCAUGAAAUCAGACAGUUCCAAUUUCUUGAAAGUUGGUCGUGAAAAGGCUAAACAGAACGUUAAAUCUAUUCGUAUGCCAAAGAAGGAGAUAUUGGACUACUUGUUCAAAUUAUUCGAUGAAUAUGAUUAUUGGUCAUUAAAAGGUUUGAAGGAAAGAACAAGACAACCGGAAGCACAUUUAAAAGAAUGUUUAGACAAAGUUGCUACUCUUGUGAAAAAGGGUCCAUAUGCAUUCAAAUAUACCUUAAGACCGGAAUAUAAGAAAUUGAAGGAAGAAGAAAGAAAGGCCACAUUAGGUGAACUAGCAGACGACCAAACGAAUGAGAGUUCAGAGUUCAUGGAUGUCGAUGGAGCUGAAGGACAGCAAGAAGGUGAAGAAGAAGAAGAAAUUGAAAUGGAAGACAUCGUUUAA
Messenger RNA from Tetrapisispora phaffii CBS 4417, 1212 nucleotides. It is a transcript of the gene TFG2, whose product is annotated as transcription factor IIF subunit TFG2. The record is from RefSeq and is a predicted model, not a curated record. Lineage: Eukaryota; Fungi; Ascomycota; Saccharomycetes; Saccharomycetales; Saccharomycetaceae. The coding region runs from base 1 to 1212 and encodes 403 amino acids. Gene Ontology annotation, biological process: transcription initiation at RNA polymerase II promoter; transcription by RNA polymerase II. Gene Ontology annotation, cellular component: transcription factor TFIIF complex. The transcript has a single exon.